Messenger RNA from Cydia splendana, 3134 nucleotides. RefSeq lists its product as uncharacterized. Lineage: Eukaryota; Metazoa; Arthropoda; Insecta; Lepidoptera; Tortricidae. Gene Ontology annotation, molecular function: UDP-glycosyltransferase activity. The record is from RefSeq and is a predicted model, not a curated record. The coding region runs from base 20 to 3109 and encodes 1029 amino acids. The transcript has 8 exons.
AUAGGAACCGAUUAGAAAAAUGAAAAUCGUCACCGCUUUAUUCUUAGCAUUAGUAACAAUUAAUUUAAAUGAAGUGGAAUCUUUGAACAUACUUGGAAUCUUUCAAUACCAUGGAAAGAGUCAUUUCUUUGUUUUUGAACCGUACCUCCGAGAAUUAGCGAAAAGAGGGCACAAUGUUACAGUCAUAUCGCAUUUCCCUCAAAAACAACCCUUACAGAACUACACCGAUAUCAGUUUGGCUGGUAAAAAGGAAAUAUUUGAAAGUGUUGUAAAUAUGGAGCAGACUAUAUGGUCGAAGGUUGAACUGACAAAAUUUGUUUUCGAGAGUGUUGUGGAAAACUGCAGGAUACUAGUGGAAGACCAGGCUGUGAAGCAAUUAGUGAAAUCCCGGACGAAAUAUGACCUAGUGCUAGUUGAGGCGUUCAUCAGUGAUUGUGCCCUAGGAGUAGCUUACAAAUUGGAAGCCCCAGUGGUAGCUUUAACGUCGCAUUUUGUAAUUCCAUCUCAUUACGAUCGAUUUGGCGUACCCCAUCAACUAUUACAGAUUUGGCCAAAUCCAGAUUUCUUAACACGAUUUUUAUUAACAGUGUUUUCACCACCAUUUAAUUGGUAUUAUCGAUACUAUCAAAAUGCGGAACAGGCGAUUCUUGCAGAGUAUUUUGACGACAUCCCACCGCUCGAAGAAUUAGGGCAGGAUAUCAGGUUACUUCUUGCGUACAUUCACAAUUCCAUGUUCGGUCCUCAAGCUUGGCCCGAAAAUAUAAAAGAAGUCGGAGGAUACCAUGUCGCCAAACCGAAACCGCUGCCUGAGAAAUUAAAAGAGUUUAUAGAACAAUCGGAACACGGAGUUAUAUACGUAAGUUUUGGUUCAAUGAUACAGUCAACAAGCCUGCCGAAGCAUAAACUGGAGGCCAUAGUUGGAGCGCUGUCGGAGCUACCUCAACGAGUUGUCUUUAAAUGGGGAGCGGAACAAUUGCCUGGGAAUCCGAAGAACAUUUACGUGUCGAAGUGGUUACCGCAAAAUGAUAUUCUAGCUCAUCCCAAUGUCGUUGCAUUUUACUCCCAUGGCGGGCUCCUGGGUUCGACAGAGGCCAUACACCACGGCGUUCCCGUGGUUCUCACCUCAGUAUUCGCCGAACAGCCGGUAAACGCUCUGGCUUUGGAAAGAAAGGGAUUUGGCGUUCGCAUGUCCUAUCAUGAACUUACCAAAGACGCGCUGCUAGAAAAAUUUAAGACCGUUUUGGAUCCAGAGUUCAGAAGAAAAGCAAAGGAAAUCUCCAGGGAAUGGCACGACCGACCCAUGUCUCCGAUGGACACCGCCAUUUAUUGGACGGAGUACGCCGUCCGCCAUCCAAAUUCCACGCUUCGAAUACCCGCAGUAGGCAAGCCUUACUACCAACUUUUGGGAUUGGAUGUCCUAUUGGCUAUUAUUAUUAUUUUGUUUAUUAAUCUGUAUGCAUUUGUUUUCGCUAUUAAGUACUUUGUGUUUGAAAAGAGAACGAAAUCAAAGAAGGAUCAGAAGUGUUUUGUUACAUCCUUGACCUUGAAUGCAAUGAAGUCAAUCAGCUUGGCAUUCACUUUACUUAUCGCACUAGCGCAUACCGCUAAUGCUCUCAACAUUCUAGGUAUAUUUCCGUAUCAUGGAACUAGCCAUUUCUUAGUGUUCCGCGUGUAUCUUCUAGGACUCGUUAAUAAAGGACAUAAUGUUACCGUUAUAUCGCACUUUCCGGAAAAGAAUCCGCCGCCUAAUUAUCACAGUAUCAGCUUGGCGGGAACCUUAGAAAUACUCAAAGAUGAGAUGCCGAUAGAAAAAUCAUAUAAAACCAUCUUCAACACAGGACUGUUCUUAACAUCCACUGGUAAGGAGAACUGUGAAGUGAUGCUCAAGAACAAAAGAGUGCGUGAUUUAGUUGAUUCUAAAGCUAAAUUCGAUGUGGUAAUUAUUGAACAAUUCAACAGCGACUGCGCAUUCGGCAUUGCAUACAAACUGAACGCUCCCGUAGUCGGCAUGAUGUCUCAUAUACUAAUGCCAUGGCAUUAUAGGAGACUAGGCAUCCCAUAUAACACCGCCUACGUGCCUUUUCACUUCUUAGAAGGAGGUUCUAAGCCUACGCUUUACCAAAGAAUAGAAAGACUAUUAUUCGAUGUUUACUUCAGAACUCUUUACUAUUUUGUAACGCAAAGAAGCGACCAGAACACCCUCGCUCAGUACUACGAUGGUAUUCCGCCUUUGGAAGAUUUGGCUAGAGAGAUGAAGUUCCUUCUUGUGUACCACAACUUUGUGCUAACUGGAUCCAGGCUUUUCCCGCCUAAUGUAAUUGAAGUCGGCGGUUACCACGUCGCAAGGGCAAAAUCUUUAGCUGGCGCUUUGAAGACAUUCGUUGAAGGAGCGAAACAUGGCGUAGUUUAUAUAAGCUUCGGAUCCGUGGUGAACCCAACGUCGCUGUCUCCCGAUAACGUGCAGGGCAUUUUGGAGGUGAUGGCCCAACUGCCGCAAAGGUUUAUCUGGAAAUGGAGUAACAAGACUUUAGCUGUAGCUCAGGAUAAACUUUACACUGGCAAUUGGCUGCCUCAGAUUGAUAUUUUGGGUCAUCCAAAUACGUUGGCCUUUUUCUCCCAUGCCGGGAUGGGUAGCACUACUGAAGCCAUACAUUACGGAGUCCCAAUGGUUGCCAUGCCAGUUUUGGGCGACCAGCCAGCAAAUGGAGCCGCCAUAGAAGAAAGUGGACUAGGCGUACAAGUUCAAAUAAGGGAUUUAAAUAAAGAAAAUCUGCUGGCAGCAUUCCGAAAAGUUUUAGAUCCCAAGUUCAGAGAAAGAGUGAAGCAGAUUUCGAAAGCGUGGCAUGAUCGACCAAUGCGUCCGCUAGACACAGCAAUCUACUGGACCGAGUACGCAGCACGGCACCGUAACUUCACAUUUAGAGCUGCGGCAGCCGACACACCUCUAUACCAACAUUUCUAUUUAGAUAUUAUAGGCGUAUUGGUCAUCUCCUUAUAUGUUAUAACAAAAGUUUUCAGUUUGCUAUUAGGUUUAUGUAAAUCGAAGCCAAGAGUCAAAAAUGUCAAAGUAAAUGACAACAAGACAAGUAAGAAGUCAAAGCGUGAAUGACAACACGUUUUUCACAAAAUUCAGU